Molecule: messenger RNA, 777 nt
Organism: Colletotrichum spaethianum
Lineage: Eukaryota; Fungi; Ascomycota; Sordariomycetes; Glomerellales; Glomerellaceae
Exons: 3
Coding region: 1-777 (258 amino acids)
Source: RefSeq, a predicted model, not a curated record
AUGCGGCAGCCAGCGCAGAGGAUCAGCUUGCGAAGAAACUUGUACGCUACGCUCUGGCUUGCGAGUUUUCUCGGACGCCAAUUCGUCGAGACGGAAUCAAAGAGCGAGGGUAGAGCCUUCAGGAAAGUUUUCGAUCUGGCACAGCAGCAGCUCCGUACCGUCUGGGGCAUGGAGCUGCAGGAACUCGCAGUCAGGGAAAAGUUUACAAUGGCAGAGAAGCGCCAAGCAUUAAAGUCAGGCUCCCAAGCAAAAACAAGCUCCGGCGUCUUCGUCCUUUCCACGACACUCCCUACCCGCUACCGCGCCCCGACUAUAAUUGCCCCCUCGAAAGCACCGAGCAUUGAAGCUGAAGCAUCGUACAUGGGUUUCUACACUAUGAUUAUAACCAUCAUCCUCGCUAGUGGUGGCGAGCUGUCCGAACAGAAGCUACGGCGGUACCUCAAUCGCCUCAACGCCGAGGCCAACGUCGCAUUAGAGAGGACAGAAGACGUGUUGAAGCGCAUGCAGGCACAGGGCUAUGUUGUGCGAAAGGUGCAGAAGAACGCGGCAACGCAGGCCCAGGAUGGCAGCGAGGACAUCACGUGGCUCGUCGGCCCGCGCGGGCUCGAGGAGGUUGGCAUCGAUGGGGCAGCAGGCCUGGUACGUGCUGUAUAUGGUGACCAGGCCGAUGCAGAUCUGGAGAAGAAGAUCGGGGCGACUUUCGGGAUUCAACCAGUCGAAGAUGCCGAUGGCGACGUGGAUAUGUCGCAGGCUCCGGAGGCGGGUCCGUCGCACUGA